AACAUGACAACUGAAAAGAGUUUAGUGGCAGAGGCUGAGACGCCAAAACAGCAGCCGCCAAAAGAGGAGGAGGUAGCUGCUGAAACGGGAAAACAAGAAGCCUCCUCAGAGAAAACAUCUCAGCAAGCACCUGAGGGGGAUAAUCAAUCCAAGAAGAAACUGAAAACAUCCAAUGGUGAUACGCCCACACGGGAGGACCAGAGCAAGAACAAAGAGCGCAGUUCCGAAAGUCGGGGUCUGUCACGCCUGUUUUCAUCCUUCCUUAAGAGGCCCAAAUCUCAGGUCUCUGAAGAAGAAGGCAACGAAGCAGAAACAAAAGAAAGUGGUGAAGGCCAGAAAGACACAGAAAUAGGAAAUGAUCCCAAUGAAGAGAUUCUGCUGAAAGCUCCCAUAGCAGCUCCUGAACCUGAGCUCAGAACUGACCCAUCUUUAGACCUCCAUUCACUCAGCAGUGCAGAAACACAGCCUGCUCAGGAAGAUAGAAGAGAAGACCAGGAUCAAGAUCAAGAUCAGGAUCCCGAUCAAGAUCCAGAGAACAGAGAAUUGGAGAUUAAGGAAGGAGAAGAGCAAGCAGAGUGCUGUAAUACAGAAGAGAAAAAAGAGAACAAGGCAAAAUCAGACAAAGAAAUAAAAGGUGCUCAGAAGACAGCAAGGAGACCCAGAAACAGCAUGCACUGCAAGGUUUCUUUGCUGGAUGACACCAUUUUUGAGUGUUCUGUGGAUGUAAGUGUAUUUCUGUAUUUGGAAGCACAAAAUAUUAAAGACCUCCCUCCCAGUUCAGACACAGCUGAUGAAGAUUUCCCCAAAGAAUUGCUGCCCUCCCCCCCUCCAGCUGCCCUAUUAGGCUUCUGA
Molecule: messenger RNA, 852 nt
Organism: Sphaerodactylus townsendi
Lineage: Eukaryota; Metazoa; Chordata; Lepidosauria; Squamata; Sphaerodactylidae
Product: protein 4.1-like
Exons: 3
Coding region: 4-852 (282 amino acids)
Source: RefSeq, a predicted model, not a curated record